Molecule: messenger RNA, 708 nt
Organism: Erigeron canadensis
Lineage: Eukaryota; Viridiplantae; Streptophyta; Magnoliopsida; Asterales; Asteraceae
Exons: 2
Coding region: 1-708 (235 amino acids)
Source: RefSeq, a predicted model, not a curated record
AUGUCUAGUUCAUAUUCACCCAACGAAAUCAUCCUCCCGCCUAUGUUUCCCGACUUAUCCACGGGUAGUUCGUUUUUAUUUUUUCAAGACGCUUUAGUGGCGGCGGAAGAGUUAGAAGACUCGGGUAGCUCUAGUGACACACGCACUUACAUUGAACGACACCGGGAAGAAGCUCAUGAAAAGCUAAUGCGCGAUCACUUUGUGGAACCUCCAAAGUUCGGCGAACGCUUCUUUCGUCAUCAUUAUCGCAAGAGUAAAAGGUUGCUUUUAAAGAUUGUUGAUGACAUUGAAGCUCAAUACCCGUACUUUCAACAACAUACGGACGCAAGGAAUGGACAAGGUUUCUCGCAGAUACAAAAAUGCACGUCGGCAAUCAAGCAACUCUCAACCGGUGAACCAUCGGAUAACUUCGAUGAGUAUUUAUGCAUGGCCGAUCGCACGUCACGCGAAUGUCUUAUCAACUUUUGUGAUUCGUUGUCGUUGUAUGAUUUGGUUCGAAAUGGGACGGCUCCAGACUCAUCAUUCAUUGUUCGUGGUCGGUAUUACAAACGUGGUUAUUUGCUAACUGAUGGGAUUUAUCCUAGUUGGUCUACGUUUGUUAAAGCGUAUCCACACCCUGUCGAUCCAAAAGAAAAGAAGUUCAAAAGAGUACAAGAAGCGGCAAGAAAAGACAUUGAAAGGGUAUUUGGUGUUCUUAAGGGAAAAUGA